AUGCGUUUACUUUUCAUACAGGUUAUCAUCUGUGCCAUAUGGCUGUCCCUCAGUCCCCCUGUUCCUCAUCAUGAUCUGGGGUUCCAAGGGUCAAAGGUCACCCUGAAGUGUGCCAUGGCCUCUUUGGUGGGCUUCUCUCUGGUUCUGGGUUACAUUGGCCUGCUGGCGUGCACCUGUCUCAUACUGGCCUUUCUUGCUCGGAAACUCCCUGACAACUUCAAUGAGGCCAAACUCAUCACUUUCAGCAUGCUGAUCUUCUGUGCUGUCUGGGUGGCCUUUGUACCUGCUUACGUUAGCUCUCCUGGGAAAACAGCUGCAUCCAUGUCUUGGUUGCUCUGGGUCCUCACUCGGUGGCCCUCCUCAGCCCUCUCCCUGCUGCUUCUUUGUGUAGUGGGCAGACAGAUGGGAGUGGAGGUGGUUCAGGCGGUAGUGUGCUCCCGGUGGGGUGCACAGAGAAACAAGAGCCUCUCCCAGGAUGGAGAUGUGAUUAUCGGCGGACUCUUUAAUCUGUAUUACAUACCCUCAGCUUUAGAGCAGGACUUCAUCAAGCUGCCACAUUAUAAACCUUGCACUGGGUUAGAUCUGGAACCAUUAAAAUAUACGUAUGCUAUGACAUUUGCGGUGGAGGAAAUCAAUCGUAACAGCACCCUGCUGCCAGGAGUGAAGCUCGGCUACCGUAUAGUCGAUAGCUGUGGCCGAUACCCUUGGGCUCUGCAAGCUGCACUGUCCCUGGUUGGAGGAGACAAACACAGCUGUAAUUUAACAGCCUCUACGCCUCGGCUGUCCUCAGGUGGGCCGCCUGUUCCUUUGCUCAUUGGUGCGUCCUCGUCUACAAUUGGAAUAAUACUGUCCAGGAUCCUGGGGCCUCUCUCUGUACCAACUAUCAGCUACUUAGCUAGCUGCCCCUGUCUUAGUGACAGUCAAGAGUUUCCUAACUUCUUCAGAACAAUCCCCAGCGAUAUUUAUCAAGCCUGGGCCAUUGCACAAUUGGCUAUACACUUCCACUGGACUUGGAUUGGAGCUGUGCUCGAAAACAGUGAUUAUGGUCGAUUGGCAAUACAGGUAUUUCAGGAAGAGGUUGAGGGAAAAGGCGUGUGUUUGGAAUUCAUAGAGACUGUCCACAGAGAAACUAUUGUGAGUGAUGCCAGACGUGUAGCACUCACAAUUCAAGCUUCCACUGCGAGGGUGAUUCUGAUCUUUUGCUGGUAUACCGAUGUAAAGGAACUAUUUAUGGAACUGACCAAGAGAAAUGUGACUGACAGACAGUUUCUGGCCAGUGAGGCCUGGAGUACCAGUGAUGAUCUUCUCCAAGAUCUUGCCAUCUCGAAAGUGGCAAGUGGUGUUCUUGGUGUGGCCAUUCAAAGUUCAACAAUACCUGGAUUUGAAAAUUAUCUCAGAAAUUUGCACCCUAUUCGUCGUCCUGAUGAUGAAUUCUUAAGAGAAUUCUGGGAAAAGGAGUUUGGAUGCAGUCCAGGGGACAAGCCUUUGUUUUCAAACUCCUCUUCAUCCCUCAAAGCAAGGUCUGACCAUCCGUCAAAUGUUUCUACUUCAUCUCUUGCCAAGGAGUCACUUCAGAAAGCUUCUCUACCCCCCUGCAGUGGCACAGAAACCCUGGAGGGACUGCAGCAUCCCUUUACUGACACCUCCCAGCUAAGGGUGGCAUAUAAUGUCUACCUUGCUGUUUAUGCUGCAGCCCAUGCCCUUCACAGCCUUCUGUCCUGCCCAAACAGAGACAGCCCUCCUGGAAACAACCGCUCCACCUGCUCUUCACCGUCUCACAUCAAGCCCAUAGAGCUAUUGCAGCACUUGAAAAAAGUGAACAUCACCACACCACAAGGGGAAAUGUUUCAUUUCCAAGGAGCCGAUAUUCCAGCAAAGUACGACCUUGUCAACUGGCAGAAGACUCCUGAGGGGCCAUUAAAACUUGUUUUGAUUGGUCGUGUGGAUGGGUUUGACCUCCACCUUAACGAAUCAGCUAUUCAGUGGAGCAGAGGAUCCAGUCAGGUGCCUGUUUCAGUGUGCAGUGAGAGCUGCCGCCCAGGGAACCGAGUGGCCAACAGGAAAGGGGAACCUGUCUGCUGCUUUGACUGUAUUCCAUGUGCUGAAGGGGAGAUAAGCAAUACAAGUGAUUCCCCCCACUGUGAGCGUUGUCCGUCUGAGUUUUGGUCCAAUGCUAAACGAACUGCCUGCAUCCCUCGCCAGCUGGACUUCCUUUCCUUUAACGAAACCUUGGGCAUUACCCUGGCUACAGCAGCUGUGUCUGGUGCCACGGUGACGACAGCUGUAUUUGUGGUUUUUCUUUACUACCGUCAAACACCUAUGGUACGAGCCAACAACUCAGAACUGAGCUUUCUGCUUCUUCUGUCUCUGAAGCUCUGCUUCCUGUGCUCACUAGUGUUCAUUGGUCGUCCAUCAGUCUGGUCUUGUCAGUUCCAACAGGCAGCUUUUGGGAUCAGCUUUGUACUUUGUUUAUCCUGCCUCCUGGUAAAAACCAUAGUGGUUCUAGCUGUUUUUCGCUCAGCUCGGCCUGGUGCUGAAGCCUUGAUGAAGUGUUUUGGUCCAGGCCAACAGAGAGGAAGUGUCUGCCUCUGCACCUGUAUACAGGUUAUCAUCUGUGCCAUAUGGCUGUCCCUCAGUCCCCCUGUUCCUCAUCAUGAUCUGGGGUUCCAAGGGUCAAAGGUCACCCUGAAGUGUGCCAUGGCCUCUUUGGUGGGCUUUUCUCUGGUUCUGGGUUACAUUGGCCUUCUGGCGUGCACCUGUCUCAUACUGGCCUUUCUUGCUCGGAAACUCCCUGACAACUUCAAUGAGGCCAAACUCAUCACUUUCAGCAUGCUGAUCUUCUGUGCUGUCUGGGUGGCCUUUGUACCUGCUUACGUUAGUUCUCCUGGGAAGUAUGUUGUUGCUGUGGAAAUUUUUGCAAUCCUCGCCUCUACCUAUGGCUUAUUGCUCUGCAUUUUUGCCCCCAAAUGUUUCAUUAUUCUUUUGAGGCCUGAAAAGAACACGAAGAAACACCUGAUGGCCAGAUAG
This is a messenger RNA of Xiphias gladius (swordfish), 3027 nucleotides long. RefSeq names its product extracellular calcium-sensing receptor-like. The transcript is spliced from 12 exons. Bases 1 to 3027 code for a protein of 1008 amino acids. Lineage: Eukaryota; Metazoa; Chordata; Actinopteri; Istiophoriformes; Xiphiidae. Gene Ontology annotation, biological process: G protein-coupled receptor signaling pathway. Gene Ontology annotation, cellular component: membrane. Gene Ontology annotation, molecular function: G protein-coupled receptor activity. The record is from RefSeq and is a predicted model, not a curated record.